GGAGAAAGAGGCUGUAUGGUGAGCGGCCUGUGCCCGCGUGGGCCAGCCGGCAGAAUACGAAACGCGCGCCGCAGCUGCGCAUGCGUACUAGCUGAAAAGUUUUUGGCGCGAAAUUGUACGUAACGCGCAAAAUUAACGCAGAAUAGUUUUUGCGGUUAUUAUAUCAAAAACUUUAUUGUGUUGUGAUAAAUCGACAUCAUUAGCGCUGCCGCCAAUAUUUAUACAAUUAAAUAACGCAAAAUGAGAACGACGAGCCGAUCAUUCAAGAGCGCCUUCAGUUUAUGCCUAUACCUGAUCCAGUUGACGCAAGUUCUGGCUGGGACACAGUUCGCUUCACACGUCAGCAUCAACACUCCUGCGAGGAGUUUCAGCCAUGGAGUAGGGGACCCAGUGUCGUCCCUUGCGCGGAGGUCCUAUCAGCCGGUUAGGACAGUGUCCAGGAGUUUGAGAAGACCGCAGCCAUCCCAGGCGCACGAAGGCGGCUACCCUCGAGUGCGGCCUACGAUACCAUUCAACGACGAAGAUACGAGGCGCGGAAACGCGCUGAAAUACCCCUUGUGGCAACACAACAACUUCAUGGAUGUUUCCAUCCCACUGCUACCUCCGUCCCCUUACAAAGUGGACUCGCCGGACCCGGAGUCUCUGUGGCCCGAAGGCCUCUUCUUACCUCCAGUGGGUCCUCCGAGAUUCGGGCACUCCAUAUCGCGAGCCGACGGCAGAGACGCAUCGUCAGAAGCUGCACCCCAUGACCCAUACCUCCUGGAAGGUUCAGAAGCGAUAGCAGCAGUGACGAGAUCAAAUCGCCAUGGAAACCUCUUCUUCCACGAGAUUCCACACAUCCAGUCUUUACUAGAAAACCAAGAGUUGAGGAUCAGCAAUCAGCUCAAACCACACCGACUCGGCAGCAUACGCUACACCUGGCCGCUCAAUCGGCCAUAGCCUCCCAAAUAAAACAACGGCCAUGCAUGUAAACUGUAUUAUAUUUAAAAAAACUAUAAAAAAUACUCAUUGAUAUAAUAAAGUCAUAAUUUUAUACACUAGCUGCAUUUGAAAAUAAAAAUAUACCUCAAUAAAA
This is a messenger RNA of Ostrinia nubilalis (European corn borer), 1075 nucleotides long. RefSeq lists its product as uncharacterized. The record is from RefSeq and is a predicted model, not a curated record. Lineage: Eukaryota; Metazoa; Arthropoda; Insecta; Lepidoptera; Crambidae. The transcript is spliced from 5 exons. Bases 241 to 939 code for a protein of 232 amino acids.